AUGAAGCAGGCUUUCAGAGGGGAAUGGAGGAGGCGAUUCCAGAGCAGAGGGUCCCAGAGGCAACUCAAUGGAGCAGAAGCCAGUGCGGGGAUGCAGUCUAGAGCGGAGGCUGGCAAGGGGAGGGAGUCCCGGAGCAGAGGCUGGCGCAGGAAAGGAGUCCCGAAGCAGAGGACAGCACAGGGAGGGAGUCCCAAAGCAGAGGACAGCACAGGGAGGGAGUCCCGGAGCAGAGGACAGCGCGGGGAGGGAGUCCCAGAGCAGAGGACAGCGCAGGGAGUGAGUCCCGGAGCAGAGGACAGCGCCGGGAGUCCACUGAGGUUCAUCUCGCAGACGAAGUCAGUUUCUGCUUAUGCAGGAGACAUUGCCCUACUGAAAUGUGAAGUUAUCGGUGAACCCAUGCCUUCCAUUCACUGGCAGAAAAACCACAAUGAUCUGAAGUUAAGUGCUGAGGACACCCGUGUGUCUGUUCUCCCCUCUGGAUCAUUGGUAAUCAGUAAGCUUCAGGCAGAAGAUAGAGGGUCCUACCGUUGCCUGGCAGAAAAUCCUGGAAGCUCAAGGACUGGAAAUGAUGCUGAGCUUUACGUUUUGUCUGAAGCUGGCGUACCCAGACAAUUAAUGUUCAUUCAGCGACCCUUGAACACAGCUGUCCUGGAAGGAAGAAACACAGUUAUGGAAUGUUGUGUGUCUGGAUUCCCAACUCCUACAGUCACAUGGAAGAAAGGGGACGAGCCUCUUCAGACCAGGUCCGGAAAGUACUCAAUGCUGGCUGGAAGUAACUUGCUCAUCAAAAGCGUAACUCAGCAAGAUGCCGGGCUUUACACAUGUUUUGCCAGCUCUGAGAAUAAGACAGUCGGUGCGUCAGCGGAACUCACUGUGAUGGUUCCUCCAAACUUCCUAAAGCGUCCUUCCAACCUCUAUGCUUAUGAGAGUAUGGACAUUGAGUUUGAAUGUGCAGUUAGUGGGAAGCCAGUCCCUACUGUGAGAUGGAUAAAGAAUGGAGAAGUGGUGAUUCCCAGUGAUUACUUUCAGAUUGUGAGUGGCAGCAAUCUCCGGGUAUUGGGCCUGGUGAAGUCAGAUGAGGGUUUUUAUCAGUGUGUGGCAGAGAAUGAUGCUGGGAAUGCGCAGACCAGUGGACAGCUAAUCAUCCCGGAGCCCGCCUUACCAAACUCUGGUGCCCUUCCCUCUGCCCCUCGGGAUGUGGUCCCUGUUCUCGUCUCCAGCCGUUUUGUCCGACUCAGCUGGCGUCCACCCGCGGAAACACAUGGAAGUAUUCAGACGUACACAGUCUACUUCACCAGGGAAAGUGUUAACAGGGAGCGUGCAUUGAAUACCUCCCAAUAUGGAGACCUGCAGCUUACCAUUGGAAAUUUGAAACCAGAAGAAACCUAUUUGUUCAGGAUCGUAGCCUACAAUGAUUUUGGACCAGGGCAAAGUUCACAACCGAUUAAAGUAUCUACUCAGCCCGAGCGUCUGGACAAAGGAGGUCAUUACAGUUUUCAAGUUGCUGCCAUGACUGUGAAUGGAACAGGGCCAGCAUCUGAGUGGUUCACGGUGGAAACACCUGAGAAUGAUUUAGACGAAUCCCAGGUUCCUGACCAGCCAAGUUCUCUUCAUGUCAGACCCCUGACUACAAGCAUUGUCAUGAGUUGGACGCCACCUUUAAACCCAAACAUAGCGGUCAGGGGUUACAUCAUUGGUUAUGGAGUGGGCAGUCCCUAUGCUGAGACAGUGCAGGUUGACAGCAAGCAACGCUAUUUUUCCAUAGAAAAUCUAGAGCCAAGCUCCCAUUAUGUAAUUUCUUUGAAGGCCUUUAACAAUGCAGGGCAGGGGGUCCCUCUGUAUGAGAGUGCCACCACCAGGGCAUUGUCAGACCCUGUUGACCCUUUAGAUGUUGAUUUGUUUCAUUUGUUUGGUGAUCUUCCUACCUCGAUCCCAGAUGCCUCCACCCCCAUGUUACCACCUGUAGGUGUGCAAGCAGUUGCAGUCAGUCACGACUCUGUCAGGGUCAGCUGGGCAGAUAAUUCUGUGCCUAAAAACCAGAAGUUGACAACAGAUGGACGUUUUUAUACAGUUCGAUGGAGGACAAGCUAUUCUGCCAAUGCCAAGUACAAGUCUGUAGAUGCAACAGCUUUGAGUCAUACUGUGACAAGCCUCAAACCUAACACCAUGUAUGAGUUUUCAAUCAUGGUAACCAAAGGGCGGAGGUCAAGCACAUGGAGUAUGACUGCACAUGCUACAACAUAUGAAGCUGCUCCCACUUCAGCCCCAAAGGACCUGACUGUGAUUAACAGAGAAGGAAAACCUCGAGCUGUCAUCAUUAGCUGGCAACCGCCAAUGGAGGCCAAUGGAAAAAUCACUGGCUAUUUUUUGUUUUAUACUGUAGAGAAGAAUGCACCCAUUGAUGAAUGGACAAUGGACUCAGUGAGUGGCGAUAGAUUAACCCAUCAGAUUCUGGAUCUCAAUUUGGACACAAUGUAUUACUUCCGGAUUCAAGGACGAAAUGCCAAAGGCUUGGGACCCGUGUCUGAACCUAUUCUGUUCAAAACACCAAAAGUUGAACACCCUGACAAAAUGGCUAAUGACCAAGGUAGGAGUGUACAUGGAGAUGGAGCAUUUUGGCCAGCGGACACCAACCUAAUUGACCGGAGCAGCUUAAAUGAGCCUCCAAUUGGCCAGAUGCAUCCGCCUCAUGGCAGUGUGACUCCUCAAAAGAAUGGUAAUCUGUUGGUGAUCAUCAUGGUCUCCAUUGGUGUAGUUACAGUUGCAGUGGUCAUUGUUGUAGCCGUUAUCUGCACCCGUCGAUCUUCAGCACAGCAAAGAAAAAAGCGGGCAGCACACAGUGGUGGCAAACGGAAGGGCAGCCAAAAAGACUUGAGGCCACCAGACCUUUGGAUACAUCAUGAAGAAAUGGAGAUGAAAAAUAUUGAGAAGCCCUCGGGCACAGAUCCAUCUGUAAGAGAUUCACCCAUGCAGCAAAGCUGCCAAGAUAUAACUCCUGUCAGUCACAGCCACUCAGAGAACCAGCUAACUAGCAAAAGUGGCUCACAUUCAGGUCAUGAUCCUGACGAGGUUGGAAGUAGUAUGUCCACACUGGAACGUUCUCUAGGAGCACGAAGGGGAACACGACCAAAGCUGAUGAUUCCCAUGGAUUCACAGCCCACCAAUCCACCUGUGGUAAGUGCAAUUCCUGUUCCAACACUGGAGAGUGCCCAAUACCCUGGCAUCCUGCCAUCUCCGACAUGUGGAUAUCCUCACCCACAGUUUCCAUUGCGUACCAUGCCAUUCCCCACACUGACUGUCGAUCGUGGAUUUGGCUCAGCCAUGCCUGAGGCUCAAACAUCGCACCUUCAGCAGCCAGCUGUGUUAAGCCAGACACAGCCUGAGCACCCAUCGGGAGAGGAGGCUCCGAGCAGAACGAUUCCCACAGCCUGUGUCCGACCCACUCACCCGCUGCGCAGCUUUGCAAACCCCAUGCUACCUCCUCCUAUGACUGCACUGGAGCCCAAAGUUCCUUACACGCCUCUUCUCACCCAAACAGGUUCUAAUCUUACGCUGAGUCAUGGUAAGACGGCCUCACUGGGACUGGCUGGUAAAGCGAGAUCUCCGCUGCUUCCUGUUUCCGUCCCAACAGCCCCAGAGGUCACAGAGGAGAGCCACAGGACAGAGGAUCAUUCUAAUGUGUAUGAGCAAGAUGACUUGAGUGAGCAAAUGGCCAGUCUGGAGGGCCUAAUGAAGCAGCUGAAUGCCAUCACAGGUUCGGCAUUCUAACCAACACCAACAUCUGCUAGAGACAAAUCAACCAGGAGCCAGGCGCUAUGCCAGUAUUUACCUACUGACCUUGGGACACCUAAUGUGCCCCCUUCUUCAGCAACUUACAGUUCAAACAAGAAAAUUCCUCAAAAGGACAUUGUUCUGUUGGCAACUAUUCCAUUGUUCAUCUGUAUAUAUACACUGUUUUAGAGUAACGCGCUGGAGUUUUGUU
Messenger RNA from Rhincodon typus (whale shark), 3982 nucleotides. Its product is annotated as netrin receptor DCC. Gene Ontology annotation, cellular component: membrane. The transcript is spliced from 25 exons. The record is from RefSeq and is a predicted model, not a curated record. Bases 1 to 3768 code for a protein of 1255 amino acids. Gene Ontology annotation, molecular function: protein binding. Lineage: Eukaryota; Metazoa; Chordata; Chondrichthyes; Orectolobiformes; Rhincodontidae. Gene Ontology annotation, biological process: cell-cell adhesion.